Nerophis ophidion (straightnose pipefish) is the source of this 2395-nucleotide messenger RNA. RefSeq names its product tumor necrosis factor receptor superfamily, member a (gene tnfrsfa). The record is from RefSeq and is a predicted model, not a curated record. Gene Ontology annotation, biological process: positive regulation of apoptotic process; TRAIL-activated apoptotic signaling pathway. Lineage: Eukaryota; Metazoa; Chordata; Actinopteri; Syngnathiformes; Syngnathidae. Gene Ontology annotation, molecular function: protein binding. Bases 201 to 1541 code for a protein of 446 amino acids. The transcript is spliced from 10 exons. Gene Ontology annotation, cellular component: cell surface; plasma membrane.
CCAAAUCAGUUUAGUUGAAUGCGAGGCUAGUAAGAGUUCAGCCGUGCGGCAGCAGCUCUCUGCUUUAACUUUUAACACUUAUUCACAACUUCGCUGACGGAUUGACUUUUUGUUCUCUUUUUUUUUUUUCUUCCCCCCCAUUUCACUCCGUGUUUCAUUUCGGAGAUUUAACGCUGAAGUGUCUUAUCGAAGUUUCCAGCAUGAACACCGGGCCGACACUGGGCAAGCUCUGUGUGCUGCUGGCAAUGCUUUUCCAGGGAUCGCCCUGUGGAGCGGCCGUGCCCCCACCGGCGGCACAGUGGUCCGGCGACGAUUUGAGGAACUUGACUCUACGGCAUCACAGAACCUGCAUGGAGAACGAACAGUACCAGCAUCAAGGACUCUGCUGCCUUUACUGCCAAGCGGGGACAUUCGUGCUGAGGGCGUGCGAGCGUGACCACCAGAAGGGGGUGUGUUCUCCCUGCGAGCACGGCUUCACAUACACGGAACACUCCAACGGGAUGGACCGAUGUUUGCCUUGUAUGCAAUGUCGCCAAGAUGAGAUGGAGACGGCGUCCUGCACCACCACGUCCAACACCAAGUGUCAGUGCAAAGCCGGAACCUUCUGCGUGCCCGACCAGGCCUGUGAAGUCUGCAAACGUUGCGCCAAGUGUAAAGCGGGCGAGGAGGAGGUGAAGAAGUGCACUCACUACUCCAACACCGUGUGCAGAAAACGCGACCUGUCCCCUACCCAAACCCCGUUGGCCCAAACCCCGCCCACUCCCGCCUCCCCAGUGAUCAUUGUCGUUCCCAUCUUGGGCUGCCUCUUGCUCCUCGUCGUGAUCACCGGGCUCGCCGUGUUAUUUUACAAGCAGGGCCGCUUGCAACUACCAUGUGCAAAGAGUCACGGCGAUACCAGUGAUGAUGUGAAGAUCCCAAUCGAUGAGAGCUCGCCCACACCGGAGGAGUGCCAGAACAGCCGGAACGCCGGCCUGGAGGGAGAGGAGUCCAGGCCGGAGUCGCGACCUCUGCUGCAGGAGACGCAGCCCGGGAUGACCAAGGCCUCGCCCCCCCUGGAGGACGAGGACCGCGGGCUGGGGGACAGCCUACCCAACACCACCAGCUCAUCCCAGACCAGCCUGUCCGCCCUCCCCACCGCCGCCUCGUCCGGGAACAGUCCUCAGCAGAGCCCGGUGUCCUGCAGGAUCUCGCCUGCCGCCAUGGAGGAUCCUCUGCAGCGUCCCUUGGUCCCGCUGCAAGAGUCCGACGUGUCCCUGAGGAAGAGCUUCGACCUGUUCGACAAGUACCUGGAGGUGGGGAUCCACAACAAGUUCUUCAGGAACAUCGGCGUGAGCGACAACCACAUUCGCAUGGCGGAGAACGGCGCGCGGGGCGACAAAGUGUACGAGCUCCUGAAGAACUGGAUGCAGCGCCAGGGCCUGAAGGCCGACAUCAACCAGCUGCUGCGGGCCCUGCUGGACCUGGACCAGCGCAGCUCGGCUGAGAGCAUCGCCUCCGAGGCGCUGCGGCGAGGCUUCUACAGGCACGCCGACGCGCCCUGAAGGAGUCCCGGCGAACGCGGCGAACCUCUUUGCGGCUUUGAAGAGCCAGUAGUUUUUUUUUGCUUAAAGGAACAAAAAAGUAAAAAAGGGGGAAGUGGAGCUACUAAACCCGGAAGGAGAAGGCUGAAAGUGAACCUGCACUUACUGAACGCCACCUUGUGGCCAGCACAUGAUACACUGGUCCGUCACAGUGUUAACACUGUCUCUGCCAUGCACUGCCCCCUACUGGCACAACGUAGUCUCACUACCUGUUACACCUCCGCUAACAUGAAGUCACCACACCAGUGCACAAGUCCUACCAAACAAAACCACCGCCGAUAUUUUAUUUAUUUCUCAUAUUUAUUCUACAGCGCCUUAUUUAUACCUCUGAAGCAGGACUAGGCCUCUCAAAAGUUACAUUUCACCCACAAGUCCGGCUGACCAAAUAGUCCAGGUCCUAAAACAAAGUCUUGGACUACAGGUACGCAUCCUUUUGUCCCAAUUAGUAUCAAAAAAAAGUUGCGUGCGUGGUCCAAUUAGGAAGAUGCGAGCUGACAAUGGAGCCCCGCCCCCUCCCUGUAAAGAAUGACUACUGUAUUGCGAUGCUCAGUGCUGGCGCUGCCAUCUAGUGGUCGACGGAGACAGUUCACCCUGCAUCAAUUUCAAAGCCUUUUCACGGUUACCUGUUUUUAUUUUAGAUGCAUUGUGGUGUGAUUGCAGCACGGCGACGUAGUCAUGUUCCUUCCUUGUUGGGAUGGACGAAGUUAAGUGGUUUUUAAAAGCUUGGAUUUCAUACGUGAAUGAUGAAAUGGAAUGUUUUGUACAGAGGAUGUCUUUUUAUUUGUUCCAAAGAAUAAAUGUGCCUUUGGACAUCA